AUGAGUGUAACUCAUAAGGGAGACGGUGAGGCCGCCGUGAGGGAUACUGCUCCGCCCUUGCAAGGAGGCGAGGGCGCCGCCGCCGCCCCUCCCGGAGCGACGCCGACACCUUCCCGCGUGGCGAGCGCCGUCUCGUCACGCUCCUCUUCUACAAUCGUGGCGCGCCAGCUGGAGGCGAGGGCGCAACAUGCGCGCCGUCUGGCUGAGAUGGAUAAGGAACGAGAGCGGCAGGCCGCGGAGCGCGAGCGCCAAGUGGCAGAGCGUGCCGCGGAGCGCGAGCGCCAUGUUGCCGAGCUCGAGCUGAAAGCCAGUCUCGCCGCCAUAGAGGCGGGCGCUAGCCGACGUGGAAGUCAUGGCACGCGUAGUCGUGCAAGUGUACAGGAAUGGGUAAAUAAUACGAUUCCUAAUACCUUUGAACAACAUUUAUUAAGUGCCAACCCACCUUUCAGGUCUGUCGAUGUUGCGGCCCAGCGCGAGCCACUGGGACCGAGAGAGCCGCACGGCAUGAGUGCCGCGGCAAAUAAAAACUCUCACGAGCAAUACUGCCCUGAAGACGGAGGAGUGACUCGCUUAGUAAAUUCGCUCGAUAAGCUAAUAAAUAAAGUAAACCAAACGAAGACGGAUUUACCUAACUUUGACGGCAAGUCGUACCUGGAUUGGUUAGCUUUAAAACGUAUCUACGAAAAUAAAGCCGAUAGUUUUUCUCCUAGUGAAAAUUUAGCUCGAUUGUCUCGCGCCCUGAAAGGGACGGCGCGCGAGGCCGUGGCGGGCCUGCUGGCGGCGGCGCGCGACCCCGGCGCCGUGGUGGCCGCGCUCGACGCGCGCUUCGGCCGCCCCGAGCUCGUCGUCAUGCAUGAAGUGGCAGCGGUGCGUAACCUGCCUAAGGUAAGCUACGACGGUAAGGAUUUAGUGAUUUUUGCAAGCCGUGUGCGUAAUUGCGUAGAAGUUAUCCGCAUGUUAAAUAAGCCCGACCAUUUACGCUCGCCUGAGCUGUUUCAAGCACUAUGGAGCAAACUGCCAGUGCUGCUGCGUCCACGGUGGUUGGAUUAUGCUCAUUCGUGCAAUGGCAGCGCUUCUAAAAUAGAAAUGUUUGCGGAUUUCCUCUCGCGCGAGGUUGACUUGCAGUGCAGAUUUGGAGGCAAUAUUGACCAGGCCUCUGCCCUAAUCCCCCGGCCGAUAGGCAAUAGGGAUAAAGUCAACAAUAUUGCUGAAAAUAAUCAUUCCUCUAAUAGCAUUGAAACUUCUAUAAACUCGAAUAAUAUUUCUGAUAAUAAUUGUUCAUUAUGUCAACAAAAACAUGAUUUAUCGGAUUGUGACAAGUUUGUCAAAAUGUCAAUAAAUGAUAGGUGGCAAUUCAUUAAGAAAAAUAAAAUAUGCCAUAGGUGUUUGAAAAAAGGUUUCCAUAAGAAUAAAACUUCAUGUAUGAAAAAAGUAUGUAGCGUAGUAGGUUGUGAAAUGCGUCAUCAUAAUUUGUUACACGGGUCUAAAUUUGAACGUGUCGUCACCACGCACGUCGACGCCGAGGACAACGACGACGCCGCCGACGACGACUCCGAGGACGACGACGACGAGCAAGUGCCAUCGACGUCCGGCGUGAGCGCGCCCGCCGCCUGCGCCGCUACCGGAGCAGCCGCGACUACUCCGCUGCCUGACGACUCGGAACAUGACAUUCUAACGCAUGCCACCUCUUCAUCGCCCAAGAAGCCUUCCGCGCGGCCGUUGUUGAAAAUUGUCUCUGUCACCGUGUCCGGACCGUCCGGUAGCGUUGACACAUUUGCUUUAUUAGACGACGGAUCGUCAGGAACAUACAUAGACUCAGAAAUAUCUUCUCAAAUUGGAGCCAAGACGUCUGAAAGGCUUAUCCACGUAGAUUGCGUACUCGGUUUAGGCAAGGACGUUAAAGUGCAGUAUGUCAAUUUUAACAUACAGGGUCGUCAUUCAACUGAAGUUCACUCCAUUAAGAAGGCUAGGUCAGUUAAUGGUUUAGGCGCCGCGCGUGAGUUUGCGUAUCAAGAUAGUGUACGCAAAUACCCUCAUCUAGUAGAUAUAGCCGACGAGUUUUGCUACGGAGACGUAAAACCAAUGCUGAUAAUAGGUCUUGACAAUUGGCAUCUCUCUAUUCCCACAGACGUGCGCAAAGGAACCAAAACACAACCUGCAGCUAUUUUGACUGCCCUUGGCUGGGUUUUGUUUGGUUUCGGUUGCAGUAAGACUAAGCGGGUUGACGUUGUCAACCAUAUCUCAUUAAGUGAACCUGACGUCGAAAGUGAUCGUUUUAUGUUAGAACAACUUAUCAGGGAACAAUUUAAGAUCGACGCAAUCGGUAUAUCUAAAAAGGAGGCCCGCAAUGCUGACGAUGAGCGUGCCAUACAAGUUUUAGAGAACACUGCUCACCGUCUGCCGAGCGGCCGGUAUGAGGUUGGCUUGUUGUGGAAGGCUGAUAAUCUGGAUAUUCCCGAUAGCUAUAAGUUAGCAAUGUCCAGAUUCGUAAGCUUAGAAAAGAAAAUGAUUAAAGACCCCUGCUACGCGGAACGUUAUCGUCGCAAUAUUCAUGACAUGUUAUCUAAAGAAUACGCUGAACCAUGUUCAUCACGUGCUGGCCCUGGACGUCCUCUUUGGUAUCUACCUCAUUUUGGUGUGAUUAAUCCCAAUAAACCUAAUAAGUUGCGAACGGUGCACGAUGCAGCUGCAAAAUCUCACGGCGUGUCAUUAAACUCUUUGUUAUUGACUGGCCCUGAUCUUUUGCAACCUUUGCUAGGCAUUCUAAUGCGUUUUCGUGAGGGCGCCGUCGCUUUAAACGCUGAUAUCCGUGAAAUGUUUCCGCAAGUCAAAAUUAUUGAAACUGAUAGAGACGCGCAAAGAUUUUUGUGGCGAGAUACCCCCGGUGAACCGAUUAGAACAUACCGCAUGUCAUCCAUGAUUUUUGGCGCCGCGUCGAGUCCAUUCACUGCCAUACACAUAAAAAAUAAAAACGCUUUAGAAUGGCAGGAAACUUACCCCGACGCGGCUCGAGUAAUCAUCGACGACCAUUAUAUGGACGAUUGCAUUACUAGCUUAGACGACGUCAACAAAGCUGCUAGGCUGGCAGCUGAUAUUUACUCCGUACAUGCGCAUGCCGGCUUCGAGAUGCGCGGCUGGACGUCGAAUAAUCCUAGUGCGCUUUCGUUGUUGCCUAAAGAGUCUUUGCUAGAGGUAUUACCUCGCGCCAAUAAUGGAGAUGUUGAAUUGGGCCGCCUGUCUACGCCCGUUCACACGCUGGGCCUUAUAUGGCAGCCCUUCAAUGACCUGAUUGGUUUUAAUACAGGUGUAAAAAAAGAUACGGUGUUACCUGAAAAGUUAACGAAACGAGAGGUUCUAGUACACGUGAUGAAAAUUUACGAUCCGCUUGGGAUCCUUGCUCCAAUCGUCGUUCGUGGCCGUAUUAUGUUUCAAGACGCUUGGCGCAAGGGCUUAGACUGGGAUCAAGAGCUCUCUCAAUGUGACAGCGCCGCGUGGAAGUUAUGGUUUCAAGACCUGAUCUCCACUUCCAGUUUGCGAAUACCACGCCGCUACAACUUGAGCGAGCUCGAGGUAGAGGGAUGCGAGUUACAUGUGUUUUCGGAUGCGAGUGAGACUGCCUAUGCUGCUGUGGCCUAUUGGCGCUUUCUAUAUGUAAAUGGUGACGUGAGACUCUCCCUCAUCUGUAGUAAAAUGCGCGUGUCCCCAAUUAAACCUGUCUCCAUUCCUCGUUUAGAACUUCAAGGCGCACUAAUAGCUGCGCGCCUUGCUACGACAAUAUGCGAAGCCCAUCGGUUGAAGCCAAUGAGACGUGUUUUCUGGUGCGACUCAAUGACUGCGCUAGGUUGGCUUCGUAGUGAUGCGCGUACCCUUAAACCCUUUGUGUCCCACAGAGUUGGUGAGAUACUGGAGCUUACAAAUAUCAGUGAGUGGCGUUGGGUACCGAGUGACCUAAACGUAGCCGAUGACGCUACACGCGUCAAACGUUUUGUGCUCUCUCCAGAAUCUCGCUGGAUCUCAGGGCCUACCUUUCUCCUGUCCUCGUCCUGGCCCGCUGAACCUCAAAUUGAUGUUAGUGGAUUAGGACGUGAAGAGUUUAAAAAUGUCAUUCAUCUGAUCACCGAAAUUGAGCUGCCCGCACCAAUCUCUGCAGAUCCAUAUCGUUUCAGCUCAUGGCUGAGAAUGGUGCGAGCAACGGCAAAGGCGCAUCAAUUCAUAUCGUUAUUGCGAUUGCGUAGUAUGAGAAGACGAGACGCGAACUUCAACCUCCCUCGUCUUGAAGGACACUUAUGUACCUUCCAUCCACCUUGCACAUCCUCUCCUGGUACCGCGAACCCCCCUAAUAACCAACCGAGAAUAACUGCGAACGAUAUCCGUCUAGCCGAAACCCAUAUUUUACGUCAGAGUCAACUUGAUUCCUUCAAAGAGGACAUUUUGAGAGUGAAUAACGGAGACCCGUUGCCUCGAAGCAGCCGCCUUUUUAAACUAUCCCCAUUCAUAGAUAACAAUGACCAACUCAGAAUGUUCAGUCGUAUAGCAGCUGCAACAGGCGUCACUGAUGAAGUUAAACGACCCCUGAUCUUGGACGGAAAGCACCCAGCAGUACGCCUACUUAUAGCAAGAUACCACCAAAAGGCUGGCCACGCAAACAAAGAAAAGGUCCUGAACGAACUCCACCAAAGAUUUUGGAUAUUGGGCCUCAGAAAUGCUGUCCGAUCAGUAACCCACGCAUGUCAGUUUUGCAAACUUCACCGCGCCAGAGCAUUCACGCCACCAAUGGGAGAUCUACCGGAGUCCCGAUUAGCUCAUCAUCAAAGACCAUUUUCCUUUGUCGGUCUUGACUACUUUGGGCCUGUGCUCGUUUCAGUUGGUCGAAGAAGAGAGAAACGCUACGUUGCUCUAUUUACGUGCCUCGUCAUCCGCGCUGUACAUCUUGAAGUGGUACAUAGUUUAUCGACAGACGCGGCCAUAAUGUGUCUACGCCGUUUUAUUGCUCGUCGAGGCACACCGCAAGAGAUCUGGUCAGACCACGGAACAGCCUUUGUUGGGGCAAGCAGGGAGUUACAAGCUCUUUACGGCAACUCAGUUGAAAAUUAUGCAGCUAAUGAAUCAAUCAAUUGGCGUUUCAUUCCUCCGGCAGCACCUUUUAUGGGCGGUGCAUGGGAGCGUUUAAUUCGCAGCGUUAAAGAAGCCCUGAAGACAACCCUAAGAGAACAGGCUCCCUCAGAUGAAGUUCUGAGCACACUAUUGGCGGAGGCUGAAGCCAUUGUUAACACACGACCACUCACGCACGUUUCACUUGAUUCUGAUGCUGACGAAGCGUUGACCCCGUCGCAUUUUAUACUCACAUCUCCGUCUGGGCCCCCUAUUCCCGCUACUUUGACCGAAGCCGACCUCUUGAGCAGAAAUAAGUGGCGCAGGGCGGUAAGGCUAGCCGACCACUUCUGGCAGCGCUGGGUCAGGGAAUACCUUCCCUCCUUAUCACCACGGACAGGAGGAGGAUCUCCGCCUAAUAUCGCGAUUGGGGACAUCGUAAUAAUUUGUGAUUCAAACCUGCCUCGAGGCUCUUGGCCCAAGGGUCGUGUCACCGCCGUAUACCCCGGCAGAGACGGGAUAAUCAGAGUGGCAGAUGUCGCCACUGCUGCUGGGGUGUUUCGCAGACCCCUCAAGAAGCUCGCGAAAAUACACGAUCGGAUCGAGACCCUGUGCAGCGAGGAAGGCGACAUCGAGGCCCAAGGGGCCGAACGUGAGUCUUUCGAGGACACAUUUUACCUACUUAGCGCAAAGGGACAGCUGCUGACGAAAAAAGAGGACCAAAUUAUUGAUCAGUCCCACAAUCAGCAAACCCCGCAGCAGCAGUCCCUCGGAUUUCAAAAACUUCCUAAAGAAUCGAGCUGA
Molecule: messenger RNA, 5895 nt
Organism: Leguminivora glycinivorella
Lineage: Eukaryota; Metazoa; Arthropoda; Insecta; Lepidoptera; Tortricidae
Exons: 3
Coding region: 1-5895 (1964 amino acids)
Biological process (GO): DNA integration
Molecular function (GO): nucleic acid binding
Source: RefSeq, a predicted model, not a curated record